Messenger RNA from Rosa chinensis, 747 nucleotides. RefSeq lists its product as uncharacterized. Gene Ontology annotation, cellular component: plastid. Lineage: Eukaryota; Viridiplantae; Streptophyta; Magnoliopsida; Rosales; Rosaceae. The transcript has a single exon. The record is from RefSeq and is a predicted model, not a curated record. The coding region runs from base 36 to 650 and encodes 204 amino acids.
CCAAUUCCCCCAGUUUUACCUUAAACCCUUUCAAAAUGGUGACCCCGGAACCCAGCAACAUCGACGAGGAGGAGCUCUCCGCCGCCUCCACGACCAUCUUAUUCGACCGCCCCGUCCCCUUGCUCCGCGGGCCGGUCCGGGCCGGCCCGCCCGACGACCCGUCGUCCGGCCCGUACGUGCUGGCAUUCCGCGACGCGAAAACCUGGGCCAACGCCUACAGAGCGUGCGAGUCGAAGAUCCUACACCAGUGCGAGACCGGGUCGAGAAUCGGGUGCGCCCUCAGCGCAUCGAGCAAGUGUAAGCCGCCGUGGUGGCGGUUUCUGAUUGGGCAGAAAGCGCCGGAGUUGAAACAGAGGGCGGAGUGCGAGGAGAGAGAGACGGAGGGGUGUUUGGCUACGGCGAAGGAGAAGUGCGUUGGGUUUGCGAGAGACAAGUGCUUGGAGCCGUUUAGGGAGGCCAGGGUUUGUGGGGUGAGUAAGAAGCAGGCGGAGAAGAUGGUGUGCUGGGCGAGUGUGAUCGAUAAAAGUAGUACGUGGGUGAGUUUGAUUGGGUUGGAGAAUUGUGGGUUUGGGGCGACGAAUUGUAGGGCGGUUGAGCUGGUUGGGUAUGCCGGUGAGGUUGAUCGGGUUUUAGGUGGUGGCAGUGAGUGACUUUGAAGUUGUAAAUGUAUUGCUUUCGGAGUUGAGAAUCGUUAAAUUGUAAAUUGUUUGAUUUGCGAGCUAAUCCAAAACCAUUUCGUAUUUUAAA